AUAUGGGUAUCAAAUACUUUACCAUUAUGUUUAUAUUUAUCAUUUUGUUUUUAUUGGUUUUAUGUUUUUCUAUAUGGAUAUAACCAGUUACUUUACAAUUAUGUUUUUAUGUUUUUCUAUAUGGAAAAUUACCAGCAUGCAUUGCAGGGGUAGGAACAAAAGACCUACAGUCCCGCGAAUGAGAUCACCAUGUUUUUCUAUAUGAUAUGAACCAUAUGUUUCUUCAUGUUACAAACCCUUGGGAAUAGGAUUGCGUGCGAAGACAGGCUUAAAUACUGUGGUACAGUGAAAAGAUUUUGUCUGGUUAAUAAAAGUCUAUCUUUUGAAAAUGAAACCUACGGCUUGAGUAUUUUAUUCUUAAAGAACCCAAAAAAGAAAACCACAACACUACCAUUAGUUUUAGUGGUCGUAGACAAAAGAGCUCAAAGAUGAGAAUUUUAUGUGCCCUAUUAUUAAUAAAUGUAAAUUAUGUCUAAUAAGGGUUUGGUGAGUAAUGCUUUAUGUGAAUGUAUCUACACUGUGUUGUAUGUGUGAGGGCUAAGUGUGCAAUUACAGCUCAUGUGAAAUUUCACUUCCAUAUUUCUCUCCCUCACAGAGGAACUAAGUGUGCUUGUCACAUUUAGCAGUUAUAUAUCUGCCAGAAACACUGAAACACACAGAUGCUUAUUAAAAGCUACAGAAGGUUUUUAAGAAAGAUAAAGAAGAACAAAAUCUACAAAUAACAUAGAAGAUGAUUGAAUACAAGAGAAGGAUGAAGAUCAUCUUGACUUUCACACUGCUGAUGAUUCCUGGUGCUCUGAGCCUUAGUGUGAUGGGACAUCCAGGGGGCAAAGUCACCAUCACAUGUGAAUAUGACCAAAAAUACACAACAAAUCAAAAGUAUUUUUGUAAAGGUCCGAAGCCUUCUAUGUGGUCUGGGCAGUGUAUUGAUUGUAUCAGGACUGAUAUUAAAGGGAGAUGGAGUCAGGAUGGAAGAUUCUCUCUGUAUGAUGACACACAAGCAUCAGUCUUUAUUGUUACCAUCACUAAUUUGUAUACAUACGAUUCAGGAAUAUAUCAGUGUGGAGUUCAUCAUUUUAUCUUUGAGGAUUCUUACACAGAAGUGAGGCUGACUGUUACAAAAGAUAAACCGGUACCAGAUCGCUUCAGACCAGGACCACAUCGUUUCGGACCAAUUCCAGAUUAUUUAGGGCCGGUAACAUCAGAACCUCCUGUAACAAGAUCAGGCUUUCCAUACAUCACAGUUUUGGCUGUGUUGCUGGUUGUUGCUGCGCUGCUGGUGCUGUUGAUGAUUCUCUGUAAUAAAUUUCAGGAUUCUGUCAAAAAAUGUUGUGAUAGGCAAACAAAUAAUAAGGGAUAAAGACAAAGAAGAUAAUACUGCAAUUACCCACAAUCCUUUCAGAUGCUACAUUUAUUCAAAUGUUUAAUAGCACACAAGCUCUCAUGUUUCUUGCAAUACACAGAGCUUAACACACACAACUAUUGUGUCUGUUGUAAUGAUAUAUAAACAAUUUUGAACAUCUUUACAGUCAUUUAUAAACCAUUCACUAACUGCUUAUUGUAUCAAUAUAUGAAAAAUCGAAUAGUAUAGGGCAACACAUAUAUGUGUGUGAUGUACAGUUGUGUUAAAAAAAACAUCAGUAACCUGAUAAACCACUAUUAUUAGUAGUAGUAAUAUUUUUGCAUUGCAAAUGAUUUACUAGAAAAACAAUAAACCCAUUGGUAAUGAUAAACACACUAAGUCUUCUGAGUUAUGGACUCAUUUAUUACAAGUGGUGUGAUCAAAAUAAAAGCAGUGCGAAGUUUAAUUAGAAAAUUUGUUGAUUCUGUGAACAAACAAGCUCCUUUUUGUCAUUUAUUAAGAAAGAGGGGAAGCAAAUGUUUCGCCCAUUGGUAUAAAAUAUAUCUGUUGCUGAAUUUCCAAGUAAAAUGGACCAUUCCAUCAUCGCUCAGAGGAACAACACAAUUUGAUUUAAAAUUUGAUUUGA
This is a messenger RNA of Misgurnus anguillicaudatus (oriental weatherfish), 1988 nucleotides long. The record is from RefSeq and is a predicted model, not a curated record. Lineage: Eukaryota; Metazoa; Chordata; Actinopteri; Cypriniformes; Cobitidae.